UUCACCUUUUAAAGGUAACUCGUUUCUCACCUGUUCGAAUUGCCUUAUCCCGUUUUACCUGUUGAUUUUACCUGUGCAGGUAGUCCGUCUUCCACCUGUUGUGGUUGAAAUACGAGUUGGAGCUGAAGCAGCAGGUGAUAAGAAUACUGUUGAGAGAUCGGCAGGUAGAACAACAUGUGUGAAGCGUGCGGUCUACAACAACAGAUGAGGGAUGUUUGCCAUCUGACGACUGAAGCGAUUUAAGUGUCGUAUCAAAUCCAUCUUAUUAAUUACCUGAAAUGUACAGAUUUUUUUACGAGGCCUUCGUUAAUAAUAAAUAAACAGGAAUACAGAAAAGCUGCUCAGUUGGAAUAUGCACCUCAAUCAGACGACUUAUAACGGACGGUGUCAACAUCUAUAUCUCAUAUAUUAUUAAUAUACACUAUAAGGUAUAACAGGACUGUUUGUGAUACCAUUAUAUUCAGUUAUAUAUUAUUCAUUGAUAUGGAAGAGAAAAGAGAUUAUGAGGAAUACAGCAUUCCAUUAAAGGAUUCCCCUGGGCUACAUGAUUGCCCUCAGUUUGUCUAUUCUGUGGACGAUGGGACGCUUCCUUCCAAUAUUCGGUCAGUGUUUUUAACCAAGGUUCAACUGACGAGGGAGUAUCAGAGGUCACGUGUCUGCUUGGAAACGUGCUGUAAUCGACCUAAGGACACAGACGAAAAGACAAGAAGGAAGAGGAAACUGUGGUUGAUAUGCGGCCUGGUAGUCGUGAUAACGGCAUUUGUUACUGCCUUUGCUGUCUGGGAACUUCUACGAAAGACGUCUCAAAAUCCUCCUGUACAGCAGUGGGAUAUGAAAGAACAUGCUAGUGAUGUUCAAGAACACGAAGAAGAGCGCGUAUCAACACAACCAAUUACCAAAACACAAUCUGUCGGGGACAAAAUGAAUUUCCAUCGGACACCGUGUCGCAAAAUCUGCUGGGAUUUUUCAGCUUUUAAGUUUAGAUCAAAAUGUUUGGACGGAGUUUGUAGGUGUGGAGGAUACGGGUACAACUCUGAUACCUGCUUACCUGAUAUUGACGGAUGUAUGAUGCAAAAUGAUGACGUCACUCAUGCACAGGCUUCUAAAAAUGGCGAGAGAAUGUCACUGUACAGCUGUAAGCAAAAGAGAUUGGAAGGAAACGCCAUUCACGUGUUCAGUGUCUUUGGAAUGGGAGAUUCGGAGGGAACAGUUAUCGAAUUAAAAGGAGCAAAGAACGAUGAAGAUAUAACAUUAGUCCUGUCCAGCUACCAGAAAGUUAGCUGGGUCGUUCAGCUCAAAGAUGGAGUCCGAAUAGGUAAAAUUAUAAUGAUGCAGACAUCGAGUUCAGGGGAGUCAGGCCUCGUUUUAGAAGGACUAAAAACAUUAGAAAACCCGACAGUUAUGUCAUAUAAACGACAGUCUGGAUAUGGGGAUGAUCGAGAUGGAGGUCACACGGUACAGUUAAUACAAGCAAUCACACAGGAAGUUGGACAAAUCACAACUUUCACCGGAAGUAAAUACGCGGAUUAUUUCAGUUUGAAUUUGGCGCUGUCGUCGACAGAAUCUUUGUAAAUGUGAUCAGUAACCAUGCAACGUUUAUACAUAUGAUAAGUGCAAUAUAUAUAUAUUUGAUGAACAAUUUAUUUGU
Molecule: messenger RNA, 1648 nt
Organism: Mizuhopecten yessoensis (Yesso scallop)
Lineage: Eukaryota; Metazoa; Mollusca; Bivalvia; Pectinida; Pectinidae
Exons: 6
Coding region: 484-1572 (362 amino acids)
Source: RefSeq, a predicted model, not a curated record